AUGACGGCUAAAACUCUGGAGAAGGUGCCGAUGCCGCUCGGGGGGUUCGACAACGUGUAUUCCGUGGAUGACAUCGCCGCCGGUUUGCCCACGUCGGUUGCAAUUUUUCCCUGCAACUCGGACUUGGGGUCACAUUACGAGCAGAUCAACGCGGCUGGAGAUCCCUUAAUGAGCGCAGAGAUGAGCGCAGAGAGGCGUUCUCUGGACCUCUCGUCUUACUCCGGCGGUUUCUCCCAGCCUUCUUCACACCGCAACCAGACCUUCACCUACAUGGGGAAGUUCUCCAUCGACUCCCAGUAUCCCGCAAACUGGAAUCCCGAAGGAGUCAUCAACAUCGUCUCGGGCAUCUUUAACGUUGCCCAUCCUCCUCCAUCCACGUCAUCGACCUCUCCGGCUCCCUCGGCUUCUCCCAGUCACUUUCCGAACCGAAAUUUGAGUUGCACCAUGGCCGCGGCGCAUCAGAACCAAGUCGAGACAGAGCACCAUCAGCUUUACUCCCCUCCGCCGCCGUACUCUUCCGCCGCCUGCGGGGAGGUGUACCAGGAUCCGUCGGCGUUUCUUUCCACUUCCACCUGCCACAUCGCCUCGUACCCGCCGCCCUCGUACUCAUCACCUAAGCAGCACAACGGCCAGGACGUGCCGGGACUUUUCCCGAUGAUCCCCGAGUACCCUGGCUUCUUCCAGCCGGCUUGUCAGCGAGACAUGCACGGUCCGAGCAUCCCGGAUCGGAAGCCCUUCGGCCCGUGUUCCCUCGACACAUUCCGCGUCCCACCACCUUUGACUCCGCUGAACACUAUCCGAAAUUACACGCUUGGCGGUCCGAGCUCUGAGGGAGGGGGGCCGGCGAGGCUUCCCUCCGCGUACAGCCCCCAGAAUCUCCCUCUGAGGCCCAUCCUGCGCCCGAGAAAAUACCCCAACAGACCCAGCAAGACGCCCAUCCACGAACGCCCGUACCCGUGCCCGGCGGAGGGGUGCGACCGGCGUUUCUCCCGUUCCGACGAACUCACCAGACAUAUUCGCAUCCACACCGGACACAAGCCCUUCCAAUGCAGGAUAUGCAUGCGCAACUUCAGCCGCAGCGACCACCUGACUACUCACAUACGCACCCACACGGGGGAGAAGCCGUUUGCUUGCGACUUCUGCGGCCGAAAAUUCGCCAGGAGCGACGAAAGGAAGAGACAUACGAAAAUCCACCUGAGACAAAAGGAGAGAAAGUCCUCCACUGUCUCUACUUCGUCUUCGUCGUCAUCCGUUAGCUCCGCGUUAGAGCGCACUGGAAGCAUUUGCGCAACCAACGGGAUGAGUUCUUAG
This is a messenger RNA of Nerophis lumbriciformis (worm pipefish), 1311 nucleotides long. NCBI's taxonomy places the organism in Eukaryota, Metazoa, Chordata, Actinopteri, Syngnathiformes, Syngnathidae. The record is from RefSeq and is a predicted model, not a curated record.